Drosophila subpulchrella is the source of this 743-nucleotide messenger RNA. It is a transcript of the gene Alg14, whose product is annotated as UDP-N-acetylglucosamine transferase subunit ALG14 homolog. Gene Ontology annotation, cellular component: UDP-N-acetylglucosamine transferase complex. The transcript has a single exon. Lineage: Eukaryota; Metazoa; Arthropoda; Insecta; Diptera; Drosophilidae. Gene Ontology annotation, biological process: dolichol-linked oligosaccharide biosynthetic process. The record is from RefSeq and is a predicted model, not a curated record. Bases 96 to 668 code for a protein of 190 amino acids.
UGAAGCCACUUUCAAUAACACGGAAAUCGAUAAAUUGAUAUCGAAUUGAAAUGUAAACAAAGCUAUCUAUUGGAAUUCAAUUUCAGGAGGCGAGUAUGACCACCAGUGCGCCGCAUCCCACCUACGUGAUCCUGGGCUCCGGUGGACACACGGCCGAGAUGUGCCGGCUGACCCAGGCGCUGCUGCAGCAGCAGGACAGCCAGCAGGCGGAGAAGUACCAGCCCAUUCGCCUGAUCCUGGCCAGCAGCGACUCCACCUCCGAGCGCCAGUUCAGGCAGGCCCUGCCCCUGGAGUCCCUGGCGGAAUUCGUGAAGGUGCCGCGCAGUCGGAGCGUAGGCCAAGCCUGGCUGAGCACCAUCUUCACCAGCCUGUGGGCGCUCAUCUGGAGCUGCUACCUGGUGUGGCGAGAUCGCCCCCAGCUGAUACUCUGCAAUGGACCCGGCACCUGCGUGCCCUUCUGCUACGCCGCCUACUUGUGGCGUCUCCUCGGACGCCUGCCCUCGCACUCCAGGAUAGUGUUCGUGGAGAGCUUCUGCCGCGUGGAGACGCUCUCCUUGAGCGGACGCCUGCUCCUGCCGCUGGCCGAUCUUUUCGUGGUCCACUGGCCGGCGCUGGCCACACGCUACGCGGACAGAAAGAACCUGCGGUAUUUCGGGCGCAUCUUAUAACACUUCUUUUUAUUCACAGAACAAUAAAUGAAAAUUCAACUUUAAACAUUAAAGGAUACAAAGAUAUAAAUAUAA